This is a messenger RNA of Python bivittatus (Burmese python), 2573 nucleotides long. The record is from RefSeq and is a predicted model, not a curated record. Lineage: Eukaryota; Metazoa; Chordata; Lepidosauria; Squamata; Pythonidae.
UGAAGGCCUGAGUCCAAGGAAGGGAAAGAGAUGUCGGAAGGGGAAAUCACAACAUUUACUGCUGUGACAGAAAAAUUUGAUCUGCCAAUGGGAAAUUACAAGAAGCCCAAGCUUCUUUAUUGCAGCAAUGGAGGUCACUUCCUGAGGAUACUUCCCGAUGGCAAAGUGGAUGGCACAAUGGACCGAAAGGACAGACACAUUCAAUUACUAUUCAGCACAGAAAAUUUGGGCGAGGUAUAUAUAAAGAGCACUGAAUCUGGACGAUACUUGGCUAUGGAUGCCAAUGGAUGCUUAUAUGGCUCACAGUUGCCAGCAGCAGAGUGUUUGUUCCUGGAAAGGAUGGAAGAAAACCAUUACAAUACUUACACGUCAAAGAUGCACGCAGAUAAGAACUGGUUUGUUGGCUUGAAGAAGAAUGGAAAAAGCAAACUGGGACCGCGGACUCAUUAUGGCCAGAAGGCAAUUCUUUUCCUUCCUCUGCCAGUGUCACCUGAUUAGAUUGCUCCCCCCGCUCAGAAAAGUUGUCCUUUAAAAUUAAGUAGCCAGUAACCUUUCCCCUUUGUCCCCUUUGAUUCUUUCUCACACUGGAAAUAAAAAAAGAUGGGACACAAAGUACAUGAGAUGAAAAACAUGCACUGAAUCUCUAAAAUGUCCACGUAGCCCCAACAAUAUAGUGGCAUACCACAGCAUUAUUUACAAAAUGAAUCAAUUAACAGCCCUAGAAAAGCAUUUAUCUUAGGUUAUAGUUCCCGUAGCCAUGUACACCCUAUAACAAAGCUUCCCAUUUUGAAAGCACAUAUUUAGAACAUAUGGUCUGUUUCAAAGUUAUAUAAGACAGGUUCUAAGAAUACUUGUGUAUCACACAGAAGCAUAAUCAAACAUACUUAAACUAUCCUACCAUUUAAAACAAAUAGACCAUGUGCCAAGGAGAAAGAAAAGCUAGUAUUUUUAUCUUUUAGUAAUAUUGCUUUGGUUCUUAUUUUUGAUGUAUGAAAUAUGUAUAUUUAUUUAUUAUGUAAAAGUGCAUUCACUUUAAACUGUUCCAUUUUAACUAUAGACAAUCAUUGGUGUAGAAUAUAGAAUUCCCCACCCCCAAGUGGUUUAAAUCACAUGAGCUUAUUACAAUCAAACUGAAAAUUAUACAAGUCAGUGAGACUGAAAUCAGUGCUCUUUAAAUGUUUAACUGUGUGCCUAAAUUUCAUGGCUUAAAAGUUUGGGUCAUGCAUUGGUUUCCCUGUGUUGAUGUGAGGUUUUCCAGUACAGCCAGUGGUUUCCCACCAAGCCAGAGAUCUGAUAGACACAAAUCCCACCAGCCAUAUAAGCCAUGGGAACACUGCCUCUGAUUAAAAGCAGUCAUCAGCUUAAUAUUGUUACAACUUGACUUUUGGGUCUAGAAUGUUGUAAUUUCUCCCGCCAGCCAUUUCACAAUCUAUGGACCAUAUGAUCUCUCAGUUGCCUACUGCUGACUUAGGCCAAUCUGGGCUGGAACUGCAGCAAUGCAACAUGUCACAAAACAGGUUUUGUUUCAUUUUGUUUGGUUUUGUUUGGAACAGCAGAGAUAAGUAGAAUUAUAACAGAAUCUAAUGUUUGUCUGUAUUUACAUUCCACCACAUUGUCCUACCCAGGUCUCAUGCAACAUAGCCUGAUGAUAAAAUUGCUAUGUGGUUGAAUGAGCAGAUUCCCUAACUAUACGCCAGAGUAAGCAAAAGUCAACUGACUCUCAUUGCUCUUUUUCCAUGUGAGAUUUAUUUAUUUACACUGAUUUCAAAAAUGCUCUACUCCAGGUGACUCUGGGCACUUGACAUAAUUAAAGCAGAACAAUAAAAGAGAAUCAGAUGAUAUGCAUUCAGAUAGAUUGAAUACAACAGAACAAAAUUAUACAAAACAAAAUCUUACAGUGGCUCACCCACUACUUUGUCCCAAGGCCUGGGAAAAUAGCCAUGUAUAACAUCAGUGUCGGAGCCAUAUGGAUCUUUGGGGGAAUACUAUUCCAGAGCGCAGGUGCCUCCAAGGCCCUGACAGAUAACGCUGUUUAACAGAAGGGACUUUAAGUGCACAAACUCUGCUGGAUUUUACCAGGUGGGCAAAAACAUGAUAUGUGCGACCCUUUAUUAAUAUGCAGAUCAGAGGUACUGUAUAGAUUUCUUAAACUGGUUUAAUUCCAUGAAUGUCCAUGACUUUGAAAGAAUAAGCCAGUAAGUGUAAUUAUACUACUGUUAUAAAGGUAAUGCAGAUAUUAUGUGCACAACAGUCAUUCAAAAGGAAGAUAGGAGGGCAAGAGUUGGGAAAUGAAUACUGGAGAACUGAAUGAAAAUUAUUAUAGGCUCCUACCACCUUGCAUACAGUUCAGAAUCUUCAAGCUGAAAGAUAUACAUUGCUAAUUCCUGCAUUGCCCUGUGCUUGAAACUAAUAUCUGCAGAAAAGUCCUGAAGUGCCCAGCAGGUUGAAUGUAAGUUGCAAGAGACGACAACAUGUUUCUCAUUGGAUAAAGAGGGCCUACUGGUUCAUUGUCCUGGAUUACAUUAGACUACUUGCAUAGAACUCUGUUUGCUUUGAUUGUAUUGGUUUGUGUA